AUGGAGAGGUUGCGACUGAUCCUCAUCCGCAAUAUCCACUUGAUAUAUGUCACGAGACCUGGUCUUUCGUACGACAUCAAGCUUGGGAUCUCACAUAUCAAACCAAGCUUGAUUCAUUACUACAAAGGGCCGCCGAAUGCGGGCUUCCAAUUGCGCAAGGGCGGACAUUAUCUCACUGCCGCAGUGCUCCUUGACCACGGAGCUUCCCCGGAACAGCAGGACCAGUAUGGUAACAAAGCUCUGCACUUGGCUGUUCAAGGAUCACAUCUAGCUGUUGCGCAAUUGUUACUCCAGCGGGGGGCCAGUAUCCAAGCCUUCAAUAACGAGCGACAAAACGCAUUGCAUUUCGCAUCCCAAACAGGGAAUAGACGCAUUGUUCAACUUUUGUUAGACAGCGGCAUAGAUAACAGCGCGAGGGAUCGGUUAGGAAGAAGUCCGCUCUACAUUGCGGCGUCGCACGGGAAUAGUAGAUGGUCCUACGCCUCUCCAUUUCAUCUCUUUGCAACAAGGGUCCGAGGCUAUGCUCUUGUACCACAAUUCAACGCCUGCCCAUGA
Morchella importuna is the source of this 555-nucleotide messenger RNA. RefSeq lists its product as uncharacterized. Gene Ontology annotation, molecular function: protein binding. The transcript is spliced from 4 exons. The record is from RefSeq and is a predicted model, not a curated record. Bases 1 to 555 code for a protein of 184 amino acids. NCBI's taxonomy places the organism in Eukaryota, Fungi, Ascomycota, Pezizomycetes, Pezizales, Morchellaceae.